This is a messenger RNA of Chanos chanos (milkfish), 2379 nucleotides long. It is a transcript of the gene slc46a1, whose product is annotated as solute carrier family 46 member 1. Gene Ontology annotation, molecular function: transmembrane transporter activity. NCBI's taxonomy places the organism in Eukaryota, Metazoa, Chordata, Actinopteri, Gonorynchiformes, Chanidae. The coding region runs from base 206 to 1672 and encodes 488 amino acids. Gene Ontology annotation, biological process: transmembrane transport. The transcript has 6 exons. Gene Ontology annotation, cellular component: plasma membrane. The record is from RefSeq and is a predicted model, not a curated record.
GUCGCCUCCAGGAGUGGGGUGAGCUGCUGACUAAGGAGACAAGAAACCCUACUCAGCUGGAAUGCGUCUCAUGAAACAUGGUUAAAUUGUCUUUAAACUUUACACUGUAGCACACAUACUGUAAAACAGAAACUACAGUCAGUUCUUUCCGUGAGUGUAUCUUGAAUUUUGAAACUCGCUAGGGUUUGCUGCCGGCACUUCAAUCAUGGAGGAUUCCGAUACAAGCGCGAUUCUUCCUGAGGACCCCGAGUCGUCCGAUCAGCAGUUCGGCUCGAAGAACAACUGUUGUUUACCGAAUGGGUCCACUUGCUCAAAAACGCCGCCGUAUUCUUGCCCGUUUUCGAUUUCAGUUGAGCCCGUGCUCUUUCUCAAUAUGUUUUCGUUGGCUCUACAGAUGCCUCUCUACACACAAUACCUGUGGGAUCGUUUCAGCGAACAUGUUGGCUAUAACGGAACCAAAUCAGGGGGAUGUGGCAAUUCGUCCGAGCCCCAUGACCCACUUCAGAAGGAGGUGGAGACUUUGACUGCCCAUUGGAACCUGUACAUCAGUUUGGGGGGCUUUUGUGUGGGCCUCAUAACCGUGACGUUACUAGGUUCUUGGAGUGAUCGCGCAGGUCGGCGUGUGGUCCUCAUCGUUCCCAGUCUAGGUUUGGCAAUUCAGGCCACAGUGUACCUGAUCGUAAUGUACAUGAAGCUGCCGGUUGGCUGGUUCCUCUUUGGGAGACUGUGCAGUGGCCUGUCUGGGGACUUUAAUGCCAUACUGGCUGCUUGCUUUGCAUAUGUGUCAGAUAGGAGUGACCGGGUUUCACGCACUUUCCGUGUGGCAAUACUGGAGGCCUGUUUGGGGCUGGCCGGCAUGUUUGCCAGCAUCAUUGGUGGGAAGUGGCGCCAUGCACAAGGGUAUAUAAACCCCUUUUGGCUAGUACUGGCCACAAACUUAGCUGCAGCCCUCUACGCCUACCUCUUUGUGCCCGAAUCUCUUACUCCAGACCCCGAAUCAAAACUGUUCUCCACCCAACACCACCGUGCGGUUAUCCGCCUCUACGCGACCGACAGGGAGGGAGGCCGGCGGCUGAAGCUUUGGCUCUACACCCUCUGCUUCUUUGUCGUGGUCUCCGUCCACUUCGGCAGUCGGGACCUGUACGUGUUGUAUGAGCUGAGUUCUCCUCUGUGCUGGGGCUCUGAGCUGAUUGGCUAUGGCUCUGCGGCUCAGCACCUGACCUACCUGACCAGCCUGGUGGGGCUCAGGACCAUGCAGAGGUGCUUGGAGGACUCUUGGGUAGCCAUAAUUGGACUGGUCUCCAACAUCUCCAGCCUGGUGGUCAUAUCCAUAGCUAAUACCACAGCUCUUAUGUUCACAGGAUAUGGACUGUGCUUCCUCUUCAUGGCCUCCACAGCGGUUCUGCGAUCAAAACUGUCAAAGUUGGUCGACCCCUCCGAGCUUGGGGCCCUGUUUGCCUCGGUAGCGUGUGUGGAGGGUCUGUGUUCACUGGUGUCCAGCGGGGUUUUUAACUCCUUGUAUCCUGCCACCUUACACUUCAUGAAGGGAUUUCCUUUCCUCUUUGGGGCAAUUCUCCUCCUUAUCCCCGCUGUGAUAAUCGCUACUUUGGGCUGUCAGGAACGAGGGAUGAACAGUAGAGAAACAACAGAGGAGAACUGUGUAGAAUCCUGACCUUCUUUCACUGUAAGGAUGUGGAAGCCCAGAGGGACUGGGGCCUUGGUGACAGCUUGUCUCACUUCCUGCACUGACACAGGUGUUCCUGGCAACACUGGGCCACUAAGAAAAUUCAGCUGAACUGAACCGAAGACACAAGACAAGGGAACCAUAAAUUACGUCACCAAAUAUGACAGAGCUCUCCGCUCAUGUGCAAAGGAUUAUUUCAGUGUUAUUUUCCUUGUAUUUGUAUUCACAAGUCAGAAAUUGUAUUACUCGUAAGGGCCAGUUUGAUAACAAACAGCAGACAGUGAUAUGGUUAAUGAGCUGGUUGUUAAGCAGUUGUGAGAAUGAACGAGUGCCCCCAAUUUAUACAUUUCUCUAUCAGCUUAAUGUGUGUGCUUAAUAUCUGCAUACAUAGUAUUGUUCAAGAGAAAUCUGACUCAUAAUUUCUGGGAAGACACCAGCACUUAAAUGCUGCCUCGGUACUUUUAAUGGAACAUUUAUAUAAAUAUAGCCCUGGGCGUUUUAUGAUGCAGGUAUUAUAAUAUAGGCGAGGAUGUUUUCCUUGCUCUCGUGUUGAUUAAUACUGAUUUCUCCUGGCCUAAGUGCCAGCGCACACAAAAAGGAACCAGGCAGAAACAAAAUAUCAUGUACUUUUGCAUUUCAUGGCCUACGUACAAUAAUUAUUUUAAUGAUUUUUUUUAUUGAUUAUUCAUUGACUU